Molecule: messenger RNA, 4514 nt
Organism: Callorhinus ursinus (northern fur seal)
Lineage: Eukaryota; Metazoa; Chordata; Mammalia; Carnivora; Otariidae
Source: RefSeq, a predicted model, not a curated record
GGCCGCCGCCGCCGCCGCCGCUCCAACGCGGCGCUCCCGCGGCCCAGCGCGCAGUGAGCGCGGGGCCCUCUCGCCGCUCGCCCGCCCCGGGGCCCCCUUGUUCUCAGCGCCGCCGCCGCCGCCGCCGCCAUGUUGGGUUUAGAGCCGCAGCGGAGCCGCCGCCGCCGCCGCCGGUGAGGGAGGCCGAGAGCGGAGCCCGCCCCGCCCCGGGGCCCAGGGAGCGGGCAGCCUCGGAGCCCGGCCUCUCCCCGCCAGCCGCCUUCCCGGCCCGCCCGCCGUGCGAGCCAGCGAGCGAGCGCCGGGCCGCGGCCGCGCCUUCCGCUCCCGGCCCGAGCGAGCCCGCCGCCCGUUCGUUCCCCCGCCGCCGCCGCCGGGCCCGGCCAGAGCCUGCAGCGGAGCCCACGAGAGUCAGCGCCAUGGCGGAGCAGACCUACUCGUGGGCCUAUUCCCUGGUGGAUUCCAGUCAAGUGUCUACAUUUCUGAUUUCCAUUCUACUUAUAGUCUAUGGUAGUUUCAGGUCCCUUAAUAUGGACUUUGAAAAUCAAGAUAAGGAGAAAGACAGUAGCAGUUCUUCUGGGUCUUUCAAUGGCAACAGCACCAAUAAUAGUAUCCAAACUAUUGACUCUACCCAGGCCCUGUUCCUUCCAAUUGGAGCAUCUGUCUCUCUCCUAGUAAUGUUCUUCUUCUUUGACUCAGUUCAAGUAGUUUUUACAAUAUGUACAGCAGUUCUUGCAACAAUAGCUUUUGCUUUCCUCCUCCUCCCGAUGUGCCAGUAUUUAACAAGACCCUGUUCACCUCAGAAUAAGAUUUCCUUUGGUUGCUGUGGGCGUUUCACUGCUGCUGAAUUACUAUCAUUCUCUCUGUCUGUCAUGCUUGUCCUUAUUUGGGUUCUCACUGGCCAUUGGCUUCUCAUGGAUGCCCUGGCCAUGGGUCUCUGUGUCGCCAUGAUCGCCUUUGUCCGCCUGCCCAGCCUCAAGGUGUCCUGCCUGCUUCUCUCAGGGCUUCUAAUCUACGACGUCUUUUGGGUGUUUUUCUCUGCCUACAUCUUCAAUAGCAAUGUCAUGGUGAAGGUGGCCACGCAACCGGCUGACAAUCCCCUUGACGUUCUAUCCCGGAAGCUCCACCUGGGGCCCAAUGUUGGGCGCGAUGUUCCUCGCCUGUCCCUGCCUGGAAAACUGGUCUUCCCAAGCUCCACUGGCAGUCACUUCUCUAUGUUGGGCAUUGGGGACAUCGUGAUGCCUGGACUCCUGUUGUGCUUUGUCCUUCGUUAUGACAACUACAAAAAACAAGCCAACGGUGACUCCUGCAGUGCCUCGGGACCCGCCAAUAUCUCCGGACGCAUGCAGAAGGUCUCCUACUUUCACUGCACCCUCAUUGGAUAUUUUGUAGGUCUGCUCACUGCAACUGUGGCGUCCCGCAUUCACCGAGCGGCCCAGCCCGCCCUUCUCUAUUUGGUGCCAUUCACCUUAUUGCCGCUCCUCACGAUGGCCUAUUUAAAGGGUGACCUUCGGCGAAUGUGGUCUGAGCCAUUCCACUCCAAGUCCAGCAGCUCCCGAUUCCUGGAAGUAUGAUGGAUCCCAGAGAGUGACCAGAAUGGCCAUCUGAGUCCUUUUCUGUCAACGCGUGGUUUUGUUUCCUCUUAGAGCUGGCCUGGUACUUGGAGAUGUACCUGUAUAAGGAACUGACGUGUGACUGGAUUUUGCGUUUGCAGGGAGCUUGUUUGCAGGAGCGAGGUGCUGGAGCCCUGCUUGGUUCUUUCUCUUCCUGCCGUUGUAGAGGCGGAUCCCCUCCUGAAGUGACAGGCCCUCCCCAGCGCUCCUUCCUCCCCCGUUUUUAUGAACCUGCACCAGACUGUUACCUGUGGGGGUUGGAGAUAUGACUGUUUAAAACUGACCACGGCGAGGAGUCGUUCUCUACCUUUUGAACACUAAAAGGAUGAAAAAUAUUAGCAAACCGAAGUUUCUUCAGUGAACCCUCAAGAACUUUGGGACCAGUUUCCUAUGGGGGACUCCGUUUCAGAGAACUGAGACAGAAGAGCUUCUGUCGUUAUAUUCUUUCCUUUUUCUGGAUUUAUUAAAUAUUUUCUGUGGUGUGAAGUGACUUAUUAAAUCCACAGACAUUGAGUGACUUCUUACAACAUACACAAGAAUUUGUUGUAAUGAGUUCAUGUCCACCCAGAUGUUGUGUUGGCAGUGAACAAGGGCACGGUUUUUAUACAUACACACACGCACACAUCAAUAUAUAUGAAUAAACAAGAAUUAAAACCUGCUAAGAUCAUGCUGUGUAGCAGACAGGGACUUGCUGUAAUUUUUAGCAUGUAGAGCAGUUUACUCCGGCUUCCUUGUAUAUGGAUACGCUGCUGUCUCUCCCCUCCACAACUGAACGUGCAGUUAAAAACCAGUAUAGUAUUCGUACUGAUAUACUCAUGGACUUCCGGGGGCUCUCGUUUGGUUUUGAUCAGUGUAGCCAAUUAGGGAUGAAAAGUUCAAACUUUUUGGCCCUUUUGUUUUGUUUUUACAGGCUUCUCCCUUGCAGGGUUUUUAGUAGUUUCUUCUUGAACCAAUGCAUGUAAUAUAGCAGCAGGUGUCUUUGUGCUUUCUGAUCAUAGUAAUGUACUACUUGUAAAUACAUUUUUCUAUUUUCUAUUGUUUUUGUAUUUUUUUUUUUUGGCCUUUUGUUUCAUUGGUGUGCUGUAUUUUCCAUGCCCUCACUCCUUGAAGAAAAAAAAGGAAAAAGCAACAUGAUCCUGUCCUUGCUGUUGUGAUUAUAGUCUUGGUUUACCUGUGGUGACAACUGGGUAUUGGGGACAAAUGUCCGAUGCCCCUCUGAGCUGGGCCCUACAUUCCAGGCACAGCAAGCUGCUCUGUCCCCUUAGAAUUUGACCGUGUGCUGUGGUCUUUGCUGGAGAGCCAGCGUUCUGGUAUAACUAGUCUGAUCAUGUCAGCUUGCUUUUGUCUCAGCAGCCCCGGCCUGAUAAAAAAUGGCCCAUUGUAGAGGCUGAGAGAAGCCUGGCUACCUGACAGCAGAGGUGGGAGAAAGGCCCACAUGUCCCGCUCUCUCCCUUCAGCAGGUGACCUGCCUCUGCUUUGACCUGUGCAAUGAACUGGUGUGCUGUGCUUCUCCAUGGACAGAGCUCAUAGGCAGUGCGUGUCGCGCGGUCAUGAGGUCAUAAAGCGAUCAGGAGGGUGCGUUCCUCUGUUGUGUCUUCAAAUUCUGCUGAGGGCUGUUUUUGUUUUUUGUUGUUUUGUUGGUUUUGUUUUUGUUUUUUAAUAAAUGACUCCUUUCUAGCCUUUGUCACCUCAUCUUCACUUUUGGUUGUUGGUACCACACAGAGCUCCCGUCACCUCCUACCUGCUCUGCCUGUUCCAGAAGAUGGAUGGGAAGACCCUGUCUGUCUCCAGACAAGGUCACCUGUGGCUCUGGUUCAUUUCAGUCCUAGAGAUGUCAAAGAACUGAAGCUUCCAUUGUCCACAGAACUCAAAACAACCUCUGGAUUUGGUGAAGACCAAAGGUACACUUGUUUGCUCGCCGCUUAUCAGCUGUUCUUCCUUAGCCCUCCAGGAUGCUAAUGGCUAAUUAAAAGGGGCAGGGACUGGGGAACUCUUCCAAAAUGACUCCAUUUAAGGGUAAGUGCCAAUAAUGGUUAGAAGUAUUAUUGUGGCAGUUGGUCAUUUUGAUUUUUCUAAUCUUUUCAUAAAAAAACUAAAUUCCAGACAAAAGGAAGAUAAUUUUUUGUCAUCCUUGUUCCUGUGCAGGUUUAGGGGGGGGAAAUACCCUCAUGAGUCUCCUGGAUGUAAUUUGGAUCCCUAGCUGCUAGUCCUCAAAGUCCUUAAAACUUUGGCAGAGGAACCACAAAUACUCCUUUUGUUUUAAAUUAACCACAGCGGACACAUCAGAGUUUCCCCUGGUUCUGGAAGUAGUGCUGUUGUGGAGGUUGGGGGGAGGGGGGUGCUGCUUUUACAGCACAAGAUUUCGGUCUUUCCUUACAGUCUUCUCCCCUCCCCUGCCUGAUACAGAUUUAUGUCAUCUUUUUUUUAUUUUCCUGGUUUCUCAGAUGCUCUGAGUUCUGCGGUUUUCGAAGAAGUCUUUGCAUUAGGCAAGGAAUGUUGACAAGAGUUCUAGCACAGACCGCCUUCCAUCCUCCCUGGUCCGGGGCUCUUCCUCCUCUAAAGAGACUGAAUGCUGCAACUCUCACUCAUAGUAACUUUAUUCUAAUUUGAGCUAAUGAGAAUAGGACAACAAAGUUUAUCCAAAGCCUAGUAUGUUCCAUUACUGUUAUUACAGCUUCUGCUUUUCUGAAUAAGAUAGCAACACAAUUCCUUGUGUAGGGACAGUUCAAACCAGAACUGGAGGGCUUGGGAGGGGGUAGGCUACUAUCUGAAUUACCUUUGUAGCAUGCCAGCACAAGCCUUGGUUAAACAGGUAAGUUAUGUUACCCAUAAGAAAAACAAAAGACUAGUUCUCUGUGAGGGUGAAGGGAAGGGAGUUCUGUUUUGUCAAUAAAGUGUCAAAAA